Molecule: messenger RNA, 1904 nt
Organism: Poecilia reticulata (guppy)
Lineage: Eukaryota; Metazoa; Chordata; Actinopteri; Cyprinodontiformes; Poeciliidae
Source: RefSeq, a predicted model, not a curated record
ACUGUUAAACAUCCAAAAUUGUAUUUCCAAAGAGUGGGACGUAAUCCUCUGUUUAUGUCAGUCUAUAAACACUGAAGAUAGUAAAAGGAAAUUUUCCAUAGUUCUGUUAAAACAAUAUAAACAAUUUGUGGAAAAAGGAUAUUGGCAUUUGACUUAAAUAUAGUUUAUUGCUCAUAGCUUGGAUAUUUUUUAAGCCUGUAUUUCUUAACUGAAUUAAAUCAGCCCCUAUGUUUUCCCCAAAAGAUUGAUAGUUAUGCAUAAACCUGGGGCUUUGGACUCUACAAAGAAUUGAUUUUUCACCUAAUUUUCAGUUAAAUAGAUGAUUACACUUUUUUACAUGUAUCAAUCAUUGGACAUUCUGACAAAUUCUAUUCAACCCUCCUUCCAAUCUUGUAACUUUUUAGCUAAUUUUAUCUUUUACAUGUUUUUUUUUUCUUCACACUAGCAGUAACAUAGAUAACAUAGUUAUCUAUGUUACAGUAGAUAACUAUGUUAUCUACAGUAACAUAGUAUGUUACUGUAGAUCAAGGUGCUAGUCCUAAACUAGAGGCUAUCAUUAGUAUUUUAGCUAGCUCUAGCUUUUUAGCUCGUUUUAGCUUAUACACUGCUGCAAUCGUACAGUUGAACUUUGUGAACCGUGUUCUGCAUGAAUUUCUAAUACUCUGGGUGUAAUUUCUGCAUUAACUGAAAGUUUUCACUCCUCUUCUACAGUUUUUCCCUUUGCGUUUUGAAGGCUUUUUAUUUAUUCUGCUACUUCUGGCUGUUUGUUACAUUUCUGCAUAUCUUCUACAGUUGUCUUCGAAUGCUUCUGAAAUUUUCACAAAAAAUAUUCAGCUUAUAGCAUACCAAGAUAGCAUUCACACUGCAUUUUUACAGGAAAUGCCAAACUUUUGACGUUGUAUUUUAAGACCUAAGUUGAUGGUGAAAAUCCCGAUAUUCCCAUUUGGAAUUUGGAUUCCUGAAGAUCUUUUUGCUAAUAUUUCCAACUGCAAACUUGAAAAUGUCAACUUCCUUGUAAAACUUGUAAGCAUAAUCAAUAAUCAAUAAAAAAAAAAAUCAAGCUGUCUCAAAGGCUAAAAGGUCAUUUCACUUUUUUGCUGUUUUCGUGACGCAUCUCAACAAAGUCAUGUUGCAAUGUUUUCUGAAAUGUCUGUACCUAGUUAUGUUUUCAUCAUAAGAAAAUAUCUCAAAUUCUACAGAACACAGACUUUAAACCAGUUCCACUGAAAGUCGGUGAAGACGAAGACUACAUGCUGGCCCUGAAGCAGGAAAUGAGAGGCGCGAUGCAGCGGCUGCCUCACAAUAUCAAAGCACAGUCCAGCAGAGCAGACAUGGAGAAAUACACAGAGAGAUACCUGAAGCAGAGGCAGAUGGAUGAUGAGACAUGGACUCCAGACUGGAACCUUUUUCCAAAAGAACUGAUGCCCCGAACAAAAAAACCUCGAACAAAAGUCACUAAGAAUAAGAAGAGUGGAAAAGGUUCAAGCAAAGAGGCAGCAGAUGUUCUGAGCAAAUUAGAUGAACUGGAAAAGAAAGAUGACGGGAAUGCUGAAAAGUCAGACGACGAGCCAGAGAAGAAAACGAAAAACGAGGACGAGGAAGAAAUGGAGGAGGAAGAACACGAGGAAGAAGACAUCGAAGAGGACAACGACUACAUCGAGAGCUAUUUCGACAACGGCGAAGAUUUUGCUCCCGACAGCGACGACAACAUGGAUGGAGAAGCGACAUACUGAAGCGACGGGGCCUCCCACGCAGACAUUUAAGUUAACACUUUUCGCAGAGCGGUACUUUAUUUUGUGCUACAGAUUUUCUUUGAACAACAUUGUAAAUAAGAAUGUGUGAAAUUUUUCAGAAGGAAAUAAUGUAUUGAAAAUAUAUUUAUUUAUUUUCCAAGCUGGACCACA